AUGCCGCCAGUUUCCGCAAAUAAAGGACUACGGAAGUUGAAUUUUUGUAUAGCUUUGAUUCUCUCUGCAUCUGCGACAGCUGGAUACAAUGCUAGUCAGAUCAACAGUUUGCUUGUGCUCCCCCAAUAUGGGCUUAGUUCCAAUGCUACCGGCUUGAUUAUCGCCGCAUUUUCCCUCGGCGCCUUCCUGACUUUCAUUCCAGCUUCAUAUGUUGCCGACAAUUAUGGUCGACGAAUCUGUGUCACUAUAGGCGCAGUCCUUGUCAUCACUGCAUCAAUUAUACAGGUUGCAUUUCAACACCACUGGGUAUUUUUCGGCGCCCGAGUAAUGACUGGAGUGGGUGUCGGUCUUUCGCAAACAGCAGCACCACUAUUGAUUGCUGAAACAGCACAUCCUCGUCAACGACGGACCUUAACGGGUCUUUACAAUGCCGUCUGGUUUUGCGGAUCAAUCACAGCAGCCGCCAUUGCAUUCUCCACAUUAUCACUCACAAAUAGUUGGUCAUGGCGGAUUCCAUGUCUACUGGAAGUGCUCUUCCCUUCCCUGCAACUAGUCGGCCUUUGGUUUAUGCCGGAGAGUCCGAGGUGGCUAGUGUCAAAGAAUCGGAAGGGGGAAGCCCUGGAAAUGCUCACACGAUAUCAUGCAAAUGGGGAUGUCGAUGAUCGGCUUGUUCAAGAGGAGUUUGACCAGAUAUGCAAGAGCAUUGAGGUUGAAGCAGACCUGAAGUCGGCCGCUCGCUGGAGUGCGUUCCUGAAAACCAAGGGUGAUAGACACCGCCUAGCAAUAUGCAUCCUCUUAGGCUUUAUGCAGGAAUGGACUGGAAAUGGUGUUAUUUCCUAUUACUUGGCUCCGAUUCUCUUGUCUGUUGGGAUAAGUGAUGCUUCUCAUCAAGCUGCUGUCAAUAUCAGUCUUCAGGUUUGGAAUUUGAUAUUUGCUGUGGCCGGAGCGAGCAGCUCGGACCGAUACGGCCGACGCCUUCUCUGGCUGAGUGCGACAACUUUGAUGCUCGUAUUUUUGUCAACGAGUACGACGAUGGCGGGCCUAUUUGCAGAGAUGAACUUGCUCGCGGCAGGCAUCACGGCUGUACCGAUGCUUUUCCUAUUUUGUGCGGCUUACGACUUCGCAUAUAUGCCCUUGUUCAUUGCCUACCCUGCUGAAAUAUUGCCUUUCCAACUCCGAGCCAAGGGACUGGCUAUUGCACUAACCACGGAUUCUGUGGCGUGCUUCUUCAACCAAUACGUUAACCCUGUGGCAUUUGAGGUCCUUCAGUGGAAGUACUUUAUCACUUAUAUAGGUUGUCUUGUGGUUGCCCUAUCCUUGAUCUACUUCUUCUUUCCUGAGACUCAGGGAAAAUCUUUGGAAGAGAUCUCGAAGAUCUUUGAGAAAGACGAGAUUACCCACGGGGAAAUUCCUGAGGAUUCGAAGGAGUUGGAAGAAGGAUCUUAUGGUCUGAGAAGUGACUCGGAUUAG
Penicillium lagena is the source of this 1470-nucleotide messenger RNA. RefSeq lists its product as uncharacterized. Gene Ontology annotation, molecular function: carbohydrate:proton symporter activity. The transcript has 3 exons. Gene Ontology annotation, biological process: transmembrane transport; carbohydrate transport. Gene Ontology annotation, cellular component: membrane. Bases 1 to 1470 code for a protein of 489 amino acids. The record is from RefSeq and is a predicted model, not a curated record. NCBI's taxonomy places the organism in Eukaryota, Fungi, Ascomycota, Eurotiomycetes, Eurotiales, Aspergillaceae.